AUGUCUUACAGCGUGACCCUGACGGGGCCUGGGCCCUGGGGCUUCCGCCUGCAGGGGGGCAAGGACUUCAACAUGCCGCUCACCAUCUCCCGGAUCACGCCGGGCAGCAAGGCCGCACAGUCCCAGCUCAGCCAGGGUGACCUUGUGGUGGCCAUUGACGGCGUCAACACAGAUACCAUGACCCACCUGGAGGCCCAGAACAAGAUCAAGUCUGCCAGCUACAACCUGAGUCUCACACUGCAGAAGUCGAAGCGCCCCAUUCCCAUCUCCACGGCAGCGCCCCCGAUCCAGUCCCCUCUGCCAGUGAUCCCCCACCAGAAGGACCCUGCUCUGGACACGAUCAGCAGCCUGGCAGCACCCAGCCCCCACCCCGAGGCGAGGGCCGGCCCGGGCACCCCAGGCACCCCGGAGCUUGGGCAGACCUUUAGCUCUUCCUUCUCUCAGACCUCCGUCUUCUCCUCACACAUGGAGGCCUCUGACCCCGGCCCUCCCCGGGGCAGCCCCGGGGCCAAGAUCAGCCUGGAGGGGGCCCUGGACUCACUCAGCCCGAAAGCCCCACUGGGCUCGAGCCAGCCAAGGCAGUAUAACAACCCCAUUGGCCUGUACUCGGCAGAGACCCUGAGGGAGAUGGCUCAGAUGUAUCAGAUGAGCCGCCGAGGGAAGGCCUCAGGUGCUGGACUCCUAGGAGGCGCCGACUACCAGGAACGCUUCAACCCCAGCGCCCUGAAGGACUCGGCCCUGUCGACCCACAAGCCCAUCGAGGUGAAGGGGCUGGGCGGCAAGGCCACCAUCAUCCACGCGCAGUACAACACGCCCAUCAGCAUGUACUCCCAGGACGCCAUCAUGGAUGCCAUCGCCGGGCAGGCCCAGGCCCAGGGCAGUGACUUCAGUGGGAGCCUCCCUAUCAAAGACCUCACCGUAGACAGUGCCUCUCCCGUGUAUCAGGCUGUGAUUAAGAACCAGAACAAGCCGGAAGACGAGGCCGACGAGUGGGCGCGCCGCUCCUCCAACCUCCAGUCUCGCUCCUUCCGCAUCCUGGCCCAGAUGACGGGGACAGAAUACAUGCAAGACCCUGAUGAAGAAGCUUUGCGAAGGUCAAGGCCCCAGGCCUCUGCCUACAGUCCCGCUGUGGCCACCUCUCCAGCACCUGCUGCCCAUACAUACAGCGAGGCCCCAGCUGCCCCUGCACCCAAGCCCCGGGUUGUCACCACUGCCAGCAUCCGGCCUUCUGUCUACCAGCCAGUGCCUGCAUCUACCUACAGCCCAUCCCCGGGGGCCAAUUACAGUCCAACCCCCUACACGCCCUCCCCUGCCCCUGCCUACACCCCAUCCCCUACCCCUGCGUACACCCCUUCCCCCGCUCCCACCUAUUCCCCCUCCCCAGCACCAGCCUAUAACCCCUCGCCAGCCCCAAGCUAUAAUCCAACACCCUAUAGUGGGGGCCCUGCGGAGUCUGCCAGCCGUCCCCCAUGGGUGACAGACGACAGCUUCUCUCAGAAGUUUGCCCCUGGCAAGAGCACCACCACUAUCAGCAAGCAGAGUCUGCCCCGAGGGGCCCCUGCCUACACCCCGCCACCACCGGCCCCCCAGGUGUCCCCCCUUGCCAGGGGUACGGUCCAGAGGGCCGAGCGCUUCCCAGCCAGCAGCCGGACUCCGCUCUGUGGCCACUGCAACAGCAUCAUCCGGGGCCCCUUUCUGGUAGCCAUGGGCCGUUCCUGGCAUCCAGAAGAGUUCAACUGUGCCUACUGCAAGACCUCCCUGGCAGAUGUAUGCUUUGUGGAGGAGCAGAACAACGUGUACUGUGAGCGGUGUUAUGAGCAGUUCUUUGCCCCAGUCUGUGCCAAGUGUAACACCAAAAUCAUGGGGGAAGUGAUGCAUGCCUUGAGGCAGACGUGGCAUACCACCUGCUUCGUCUGUGCAGCCUGCAAGAAGCCCUUCGGGAACAGCCUCUUCCACAUGGAAGAUGGGGAGCCCUACUGUGAGAAAGACUACAUCAAUCUGUUCAGCACCAAGUGUCACGGCUGCGAUUUCCCUGUGGAGGCUGGUGACAAGUUUAUCGAAGCCCUGGGGCAUACCUGGCAUGACACCUGCUUCAUUUGCGCAGUCUGCCACGUGAAUCUUGAGGGGCAGCCAUUCUACUCCAAGAAGGACAAACCCCUGUGCAAGAAGCAUGCACACGCUAUCAACGUGUAGGGAACCCAGGGCAUCUGAUACGGACGGGCAGGGAGCUGCUCCUGCUGCUGCAACAAACCAUUGAAGGAGGCUGAUGUUUCUUUUUUGGGGGGAAAGGGAGAAGACAGGAAGCGACUGAGCCCUUUUGAAGUAUAAUUUUAGUCCUUUCUUCUGCACACAGAUCGUGUAUUUGCAUAGUUCAGACUAGAAGCCAAAUGAAGAUUCCUGAACCAAGCUAGUAAUUAAUCCAAGACUGGAAUUGUACUUCAAACGUUGAAGACAGAAUUCCAGGAACUCAAAAGUGAAAAAGAAAAAGUCACUUUUCCAAAGCGAUACACUUCCCUGAGGUCACCAGAGCAGGGACAGAGCUCAGAGCAGUUAUGGAGAAUCUGAAGCUUUCUGUGGAGUUCUUUAGAGCUCCUCUGACAAACAAAAUGAAGUGCCAAACAGUUCUCACUGCAGGGUAUUUUUAGAGCCAUAGCUGAGAGCUUGUUAGCUAAGACCGAUUGGGCCUUCCUCACCAAAAAAGGAAGUGUUAUUCCAUUCCUCGCGUCAUGGAGCUACCUCGGCGCAUCAGACUUCAGACCUUGCACGGGCUUGAACAUUUUCACGGGAGCCCAGACAUUGGAGGGAUGUCUUCUGGAAGCCUCUGGGCAAUCGACAGGGCUUCGGGAAAGGAUCGGGCUCACGCUGCAGACAGCUGAGGGAAAGAAAGGCUCUUCUGCCACCCUCUUUUAGCCUGAAACAGCCAAUGUCCCCAGAAAGCUUAGCUUCUUUUUGACUUGUGGUGGGCAAGUGGAAUUGGGUUUUUCUCCAGUUUUGCUUUGCUGUGUGUGAGAGAUUGC
Messenger RNA from Dama dama (fallow deer), 3017 nucleotides. RefSeq names its product LIM domain binding 3 (gene LDB3). Gene Ontology annotation, molecular function: actin binding; muscle alpha-actinin binding. The record is from RefSeq and is a predicted model, not a curated record. The transcript has 13 exons. Gene Ontology annotation, biological process: muscle structure development; actin cytoskeleton organization; heart development. The coding region runs from base 1 to 2193 and encodes 730 amino acids. NCBI's taxonomy places the organism in Eukaryota, Metazoa, Chordata, Mammalia, Artiodactyla, Cervidae. Gene Ontology annotation, cellular component: Z disc; filamentous actin; adherens junction.